This is a messenger RNA of Seriola aureovittata, 9812 nucleotides long. RefSeq names its product receptor tyrosine-protein kinase erbB-4-like. Lineage: Eukaryota; Metazoa; Chordata; Actinopteri; Carangiformes; Carangidae. The record is from RefSeq and is a predicted model, not a curated record. The transcript is spliced from 27 exons. Gene Ontology annotation, biological process: multicellular organism development; cell surface receptor protein tyrosine kinase signaling pathway; positive regulation of kinase activity. Gene Ontology annotation, cellular component: basal plasma membrane; signaling receptor complex. The coding region runs from base 301 to 4518 and encodes 1405 amino acids. Gene Ontology annotation, molecular function: transmembrane receptor protein tyrosine kinase activity; epidermal growth factor receptor binding; ATP binding.
CAGUGUGAGGAGUAAAUGGCUCAGAGUAUCCGCGGUGGAAACCGACCUAAGCACUGGUCUGGGAACCGAUAAACAAACACAGCAACGCGCGUAAAAGCUCUCCACGGUGCUGGUUCUGGGAGCGCACGGAAACUGUGCCAAUUGUCCAAUAAGCCAAGAAGACACGGGAAGGGGUUUUUUUUGGGGGUUUUUUUUUUUCUUUCUUUUUUGGUUGUUUCUUUUCGUGCACGUGAACAACGAGGAUAUCUUAAUUGGACAUGUGAGUUACUGGAGUUAACAAGACAAGUAGCCUUUUCCAAGAUGAAGUUCCCCGCUUGCGUCCUCGUCACUCUGGUGUUGAUCCGAUCGAGUGCAGCACAGUCAGUUUGCCCUGGCACAGAGAACAAGUUGAGCACUCUGUCUGACCUGGACCAGCAGUACCGCACCCUGAAGAAGCUCUACGAGAACUGUGAAGUUGUCAUGGGCAAUUUGGAGAUCACCAGCAUCGAUCGAAACCGCAACCUCUCCUUCCUCAAGUCGAUCAGAGAGGUGACCGGCUACGUGCUGGUGGCUCUGAACCAGUUUGACUACCUGCCGCUGGAGAACCUGCGGAUCGUCCGGGGCACCAAACUGUACGAGGAUCGCUACGCCCUGGCCAUCUUCCUCAACUACAGGAGGGACGGGUACUACGGCCUGAGACAGCUGGGCCUGCGCAACCUCACGGAGAUACUGAAUGGGGGUGUUUAUGUCGACCAGAACAAAUUCUUGUGCCAUGCGGACACCAUCCAUUGGCGUGACAUUAUCAAGAACCCCCAGGCUGAGCUGCUGGUGGUGCCGUCCAACAACAGCAACCUCGGAUGCAAACGAUGUCAUCGCACAUGUAAUGGACGCUGCUGGGGCCAUCAGGAAGACCAGUGCCAAACCUUGACAAAGACGGUGUGUGCAGAGCAGUGUGACGGUCGAUGCUUCGGGCCUUACGUCAGUGACUGCUGCCAUCGCGAGUGUGCCGGCGGCUGCUCGGGCCCCAAGGACACGGACUGCUUCGCGUGCACCAAUUUCAACGACAGCGGCGCAUGUGUGACCCAGUGCCCUCAGCCGUUUGUGUACAACCCCACAUCUUUUCAGUUGGAGCACAACCCCAGAGCCAAGUACACCUAUGGAGCCUUUUGCGUCAAGAAGUGCCCACAUAACUUUGUGGUGGACCACAGCUCCUGUGUUAGAGCUUGUCCCAGCAACAAGAUGGAAGUGGAGGAGAACCGCAUCAAGAUGUGCAUCCCCUGUACAGACAUCUGUCCUAAAGUGUGUGACGGCAUAGGAACAGGCAGCCUGCAGACGGCUCAGACAGUGGACGCCAGCAACAUCGAUAAAUUUGUCAACUGCACCAAAAUCAACGGCAACCUCAUCUUCCUCAUUACUGGCAUUAAAGGGGAUAUGUAUCAUGGUAUUGGACCUAUGGACCCUGAGCGCCUCAACGUGUUCCGCACUGUGAAAGAAAUCACAGGUUACCUCAACAUCCAGUCCUGGCCUGAGAACAUGACAGAUCUGAGUGUUUUUUCCAGCCUGGCAACAAUCGGAGGCAGAUCUCUCUACAGUGGAAGCGGUAUUUCUCUGUUGAUCCUGAAGCAGCGUUGGAUCUCGUCCCUGCAGUUCCAGUCGUUGGACGAGAUCAGCGCCGGCAACGUCUACAUCUUCAACAACAGCCGCCUGUGUUUCUACAACACCGUCAACUGGACGUCACUCUUCAGGACGUCUAGCCAGAAAGUCCUCAUCCGCAACAACCGCGAUCCAAGGGAAUGCACUCAGCAGCGGAUGGUGUGUGACCGGAUGUGUUCGGACGAUGGUUGUUGGGGCCCGGGGCCGGACCAGUGUCUCUCCUGUCGAUAUUUCAGACGAGGCCGCACCUGCAUCGAGUCCUGCAACCUCUUUGACGGGGAAGUUCGUGAAUUUGCCAAUGGAUCCAUGUGUCUGGAGUGUGAUAGCCAAUGUGAGAAGAUGGAUGGGAACACCAUGACAUGUAUUGGCCAGGGCCCGGACCAGUGUGUAAAAUGUCUCCACUUCAAAGAUGGACCCAACUGCGUGGAGAAGUGCCCCGACGGGCUGCAGGGAGCCAACAGUUUCAUCUUCAAAUACGCCAAGGCCAACAAUGAGUGUCAUCCCUGCCAUGCCAACUGUACCCAGGGGUGCGUCGGGCCAAGGCUUCAAGAUUGUGUUGGGAUGAUGGACAGGACACCCCUAAUAGCAGCUGGCAUUAUCGGAAGUCUAUUUAUCAUCGUCAUUCUGGCGCUCAGUGUGGCCGUGUACGUUCGACGCAAAAGCAUCAAGAAGAAGAGGGCCUUGAGGCGAUUCCUAGAGACAGAGCUGGUGGAGCCCCUGACCCCCAGUGGAACGGCCCCUAACCAGGCUCAGCUGCGGAUCCUGAAAGAGACGGAGCUGAAGAGGGUCAAGAUUCUGGGUUCAGGAGCUUUUGGAACCGUCUACAAGGGCAUCUGGGUCCCAGAAGGUGAAACAGUGAAGAUCCCCGUGGCCAUUAAAAUCCUCAACGAGGCCACCGGCCCUAAAGCCAAUGUGGAGUUCAUGGACGAGGCCCUGAUCAUGGCCAGCAUGGAGCACCCCCACCUGGUGCGUCUGCUGGGCGUUUGCCUGAGCCCCACCAUCCAGCUGGUCACGCAGCUCAUGCCCCACGGCUGCCUCCUCGACUAUGUGCACGAGCACAAGGACAACAUCGGAUCGCAGCUGCUGCUCAACUGGUGUGUCCAAAUCGCCAAGGGGAUGAUGUACCUGGAGGAGAGGAGGCUGGUCCACAGAGACCUGGCCGCCCGGAACGUGCUGGUGAAGUCGCCCAAUCACAUCAAGAUCACCGACUUCGGCCUGGCGCGGCUGCUGGACGCUGACGAGAAGGAAUACAACGCAGACGGGGGCAAGGUUGGUAUGCCCAUCAAAUGGAUGGCUCUGGAAUGCAUCCACUACAGGAAGUUCACCCAUCAGAGUGACGUGUGGAGUUAUGGAGUGACCAUCUGGGAGCUGAUGACAUUCGGAGGCAAGCCAUACGACGGCAUCCCCACUCGAGAAAUCCCAGACAUCCUGGAGAAAGGGGAGCGUCUGCCCCAGCCGCCCAUUUGCACCAUAGACGUCUACAUGGUCAUGGUCAAAUGCUGGAUGAUUGAUGCAGACAGCAGGCCGAAGUUCAAGGAGCUGGCCGCUGAGUUCUGCAGAAUGGCCCGUGACCCGCAGCGAUACCUUGUCAUCCAGGGAGACGACCGCAUGAAGCUUCCCAGCCCCAAUGACAGCAAGUUCUUUCAGAGCCUUCUGGAUGAAGAGGACCUUGAUGACCUGAUGGAUGCUGAGGAGUAUCUGGUGCCUCGAGGUUUCAACAUGGCUCCUCAGUCAUAUACCACCAGGCCUCGAGUCGACUCCAACAGAAACCAGUUCGGCUAUCGAGACGGUGGUCCAAACCCCGCAGAGGGCUCCGUGGCCGGUGCACAAGCCUGUGUGAACCAGGAAGCAGCAGGUGGCUCGGCUCCAGCCCUGGAGGACCAGCGCUGCAAUGGGAGCCUGCAUAAAAAGAGCCUGAGCCAGGCUGGGGGAGAGGACAGCGGGGGCCAGAGGUACAGCGCUGACCCCACCAUCUUCCUUGGGGAGAGGACCUCCAGAGGGGACACUGAUGAGGACGGAUACAUGACCCCAAUGAAGGACAAGAGCUCCUCAGAAUACCUGAAUCCCAUUGAGGAGAACCCGUUUGUCUCGCGACGCAAAAACGGGGAGAUCCACGCCUUGGACAACCCAGGCUACCACAGCACACCCAACAGUCAACCCAAAGGAGAGGACGAAUACAUCAACGAACCCCUCUACCUUAACACCUUCCACAGCCCCGCUGAGCUGGGCCUGGAGGCCCUGAGGAGAAAUGGUCUGCCCCUUCCCACCCACCCUCCUUCGUCCAUCUCAGCCACAACCUCAGGCUCCCACCUCCCACUUACUAUCCAGACCAGCUUGCCCCACUACCCGCUCCCCACAGCCCAGCCCUCUCCAUCUGGCAUGCCUUGCCACCACGGCCCACCAACCCACAUCCUCCAUGCUCACCACACCAUCAAACCUGCAGGACAACCUGGUAAUCCAGGUGGCAGCGCCGCCACCCAGAGCCAAGCUACUGCCCAAUCCCAGGUGUGCCCGUCAGGUGGCCUGCCCUCCUCGGCCACCAUAGGGCACGGCAGCCUGCCAGCCUACCAGAUCCACGGAGCCGCGCAUCCCGCUAGCAUGCUGAAGCAUGGAGGACAGAUGUCAGGGAAGGCCACUGGGAAGAAGCUCAAGGUGACCUUUGACAAUCCAGAAUACUGGCAGCACAGCUUGCCUCCCAAAUCUUCCAACCAGGCGGCCCCCGAUGGCGCCCAGGGUGGGUCCACCAACGCCAAACUCUUCUAUAAGCAGAAUGGACACAUACGGCCGGCGGUAGCUGAGAACCCCGAAUACAUGUCGGAGUUUUCCCUGAAAUCUGGCACUGUCUUGCCGCCUCCACCUUACCGACAGCGGAACACUGUGGUCUAGAUCGUUCCACUUGACAAACGUUCCUAAAUCUGACUCCCAACAACCCCCGACAUCCUCUCCGGUUCCACUGUCCCACACAGAGGGGAGCAGACUCAACCAGAGCUGCCCCCAACUCUUUUCAAAUAGCGUGCCAUCUGCUGUAGACCGUAGCAACAUCAGAAGGAGGUGGACCGAACUGAGCCAAGCAGACCCAACUUGGACCGACGCACCUUCUCUAUAUCCAAUCCAGUCCAUUUCUGUUCUGUAGAUAGAGACUGCGCUCCGAGUCACUGAGAACGUAAAGGUUAUGGUAGUUUUUCGGCGAGUAACGGACACAUGACUGUUACACGGCAGCGAACGUACUGCGUCAUGUCGUCCCAGCGCGGUGGACGAUGACCGCAUCAAGCAAGAUGAAUUCAACUUGGGACCUGAACUCACUGCCAAACACUGCGGAGUCAGAUUCAUGGGAGGAACACAAUGUUUUAUUAUUUUUCUGUUUCCCAGAAUAAAGGUCUGAGGAGGAGCAAUACUCUGUUAAGGGUUUCUGAAAUAAGCAAACACACAGAGCAAAUACGCUGUGUUAAAUGUCAAAAUGUCUGGUUUUGUGAAUGACCUUGUAGAGUGAAGGCGAAACAGAAACACACGGAGGAAAAAAAGACUGAGAGAUUUAGUCAGGAGACUUGUAGAAACGUGAAAGACAGAGCACUGAAAGCUGAUCAAUCAUAUUCAGUCCUUUCGCCUAUAGGAUUACACUGUACCUUCUUGAAUUUUCCCAUCAAAUUUGUGAAGCUCAUCUCAUCUUUCUACUGUAACUGUGAUACUGUGAUGGCCAAAACUACAGUGAUCUCUCCUUUCACAUUUGUAGUUCAACCGUGGACUCUUAACUUGCCCUAGAACACACAGGGUGAUAUGUUGUUUUCGCUUGACUGCUGUCUACUUGGAAAAUCCGAUCAAAAAGCAGCUUUUUCCAAGCCAAGGGGUAUAAGGGAAAAACACACUGUACACAUUUUUCUAUGCACUGUUUGCAGUGCUGAAAAGAUGGAUUUUUAUACACUGGUUUUCCCAUUCAGAUGAGUAAAGAGUAAAGAGUGUCUUGCCAUAAUAGUGGGUGGUUAGUUGAGGGAAAUUGCUGUAUCUGCUGAAUGGUGUGAUAAGACCAUCCAUAAAAGCAACUGAACUCAAAAUGGCGAUCAUAGAGACAGAGAGAGUGAGGGAGAGAGCAAAGACAAAAAAAAAAAAACAUAGAGAGGGGAGUGAAAGCCGCCAUACAAGCCGCCUAAUGAAGACCUCAAGGAAUGAAGACAGCACCAGCAGAGCACAGUAAAAACACUUGUACUUUAUGUGUGUGUCCACGUGUGCGUCCGAGUGAUUGGGAUAAGUGUGUGCGUGCGCGCGCCUGUGUGUAUUCACACAUUACCGAGCCAGUUUGGCCCCACGGGGCUUUCCAUGGAAAAAGAGAUGCGGUAAAAGUCGGUGAUGACGGGGGUCGACAGCUAAAAACCUUCAGUAGCGCUGCUAACCAACCAUGAAUUCAACACUGCUCUGACCUCAAACUAGGCUUAUGUUAACCAUACGACUGCUGUCAAGUAGGACACACGACAUUCUUAACGUCACUGGCUUGAAUCAAAAGCUCAUUGAGUGGCCCGACAGCAUCAAAUCUCUGGGAGCUUUUCAUCGUUUUAAUUGGUCCUCCACUGUUGUGUUGUUUUACGUUGGGUUGGUUAAAGUCAGGAGCUUAAGUGUUUAUCUAGGAUCUACUGAUGCACGGGAAGUGAUGGUUUUGUGAUUUUUAAAACCGUGCCAAAAGUUUAGAAAACAGUUUGUCUUUGUUAUAAUGUUCAUUUAUAUGUGACAUGACUAUUAUGGUGAAUGGACCUAGGUUUAUAUCAUGACUGUGCCCAGGUUUAUGCAGAGAUUCAUCACAUCUGAACCCAGUCCUCACUAUGGCAGCCAGCUGGGACAGGAUACUGAUCUAGACAGGAAUGGGAUGCAGUUGUCGUUUCUUUGUUAAAUGGGUGUUGGUAUUAACUAUCAACCUUCUCGCCUAGAAAUUUCAUUUUUUAAAUCAAAAUAUUAAGAUUAAUUAACAAAAUGUGGCAAGUUGCAAAAUGAUACUGAUACUGAUACUGAACGUAUCAUUCAAAUUUUCUGUUGUAAUAUCCAAUCUUGUGAUCCAACAUCUGCUCGUAGCAGCUGCGUACAGGUGGUUACGAUUAGGGAAAGAUAAUGGCCUGGACUCUUAUUACUGUUAUUACCAAAACCAUGUUCUUUCACUAAUUCAUCCUUCAAUCAUUUUGUUCCCGAAACCUAACCAUAUUCAGGAUGCAGACUCCAGUAGAUUAUGGAUUAGAUUAUUAAAUCAUCUUUUCUUUUUUCAAGCGCAGCUGUAACUUGUUAAUUUGCACUUUUCCCAACACUGGAUUUUAAUCAAUGCCAGUAGAAUUUAGUCACUGAUCAACCAUGCUUCAGAUCUAUCGAGACAUAGCACCUCUUAUUAGCCCAGAGUGAUAUCAUCAAAAGUUUCACAACUGGAUUCUGCUCAGUAGAACACUGUAGAACACCCCCCCCUCGAACUCUCAAGAGAACACUAGUAAUGCAUCUGCAGGCAAACCGCCAGUCAAUGCUGCUAAAAGCACUGGUGUUACAGCCAUUAUUUCUUCUGCCAAGCCAUACACAGCACCUGUGGGUGGGAAAGCACCACAAAGCUUGCCAAACUUAGGAGAUCAAGACGAUCAUUUUGUAACGUUGUUUUGUCUCGGAGGUCCUCUUACAGCAUCUCACUAGAAUCCUAUCUUAGACUUUCCUGAACAGAACAUCAACAUUGCUUUGUCACUGCUUCAACAGCCCCGUCCGAGCUGUUUCCCUCAGUAGGAUAUUUAUUUUUUGUGUAUUUUCAUGUGUGUGAAAGUGUUUGUCUGAGUGUAUGCACAUGCAAAGCUGUAUAUUCUUGUUCUCCCCAUGGAGCACUUUGAUCAAACUUGCGGGUAGAAAGAAAGGAGUUCCACCCUUCGUUGCUGAAAUAUUCAACUUGUUUAUCUGGUCGUUUACCACUUCAGAAAGCAAAAAGCUUUUGGGAACGUACUGCUGCCAUGAGCUCACGAAGAAAACAGAUUUUAGGUGGUACUGACCAGCUUCAAGAAUGUCCUUGUUUCCAUGCUUUUUGUUUGCUUCAAGCAGUAUUUAUAAUGCUGCUUUGAUGAUAUCAUGAUUAUUUGAUGAAGGAGUAUUUUAUAGUCCCCUUUUGAGCUCUAAUUCAGUGAAAUAGAGACAGCAUUUAAUAUCAAUGUGAAAUAUUUAUAGUGUGUUUGAGCUUGUUUAUACUGAGCGAUGGAAACGACUGCCAAAUCUGGGUUUCAAGAAAAAAUAGAAAGAAAAAAAAGAAAAGAAAGGACGAUGGUGGGAAAAAGAAAAACACACGCCUUGGUUUCUCUCUCGUUUGCCCUAAAUUAUACUGCAGACCCAGGCGACAUAUGUGUUUGAAUCAAGAAAAGGCUUAAACACCGAUGAGACGAACGGUUCUCGAGAGGACUUCAGAGUAUUCCGAGACUCUCAGCAGCCCUUCGCUUUUAAUCGUCUCUCAUCAAGAGCUCAUCGCCAGAAAGGUUGGGGAAAAAAAAAAAAAUGUACCUGAAGAUCCAAGUUUGUCAAGUGUUGUUUUUGUCAUCCCAAGGCCUCGGUGUUUAAAGUUGUUUUCCAUUUGGAGAAGAAAUCAUUUUUCCUCUCGGCUGAGUAUCUCAUUCCUUGUUUCAAACAUAUUUUGCCUUGGAGUUGGGCUGUGUUACCUGCUGCUAUUUGUCUCAGCCCUGAACACUCCUGUGGCUUAUGGCAGCUCAAGAGCACGCCAUGGCAACUGGUGUUUAAGACUGAUCGCUUUUUUUAUUUCUACUUUUUACUGUCCCCUCCGAGCCAAGGUGAAGCGAGUCCUUCAACAUUUCAUCCUCAGCUACCAAGUCUAAUGUAUAGUACAAUAUCACCUUGCAUGGUACCCAAAGUGAGUGUUUUACUGCCCUUCCACCUUUGUAUCUCUUCAUUGACAGUAUUAUAUUAAGAUUUCUGGACGGCGUGGAAGGAAAUAACCAGAUAUUUUUACUGAAUUCAGUAGCACAAACUGGGAAUCCUUAUUUCUGAAAUCUUUCAUGGGAUUUUUGUGUAUAAUACCCUAUAUAUAUAUAUAUAUAUAUAUAUCAUUUUUAAUAUUGACUUUUUGCUUUUACUUUUUCCAUAUUAUCAAGGAUGUUUUUCUUCUUUUUUUUUUUCCACUAAUGUGUUGGUUACUGUACGUUAUUUUGUCAUUCUACUGCAAUGUUUAGUUGUCGGCAUCUUAAUUGCACAAAUCAUGGCCUACGAGCGGACGUCAUUCAUUUUCUGUGUUUUAAAUUAUCAAAUCAGUAUAAAUGUACAGAAUCUUUGGGGUUUCCUCCAAAAUUUAUCUAACACACUUCAACAACAAAUGUGAAUAGUAUUUUUAUAAAGCACUGAAAUGGCCAAUGUGGUGAGAAAUUUGUAAAUAAGGAGGCGAUGCUUUGAAUUUGUAUGGUCUUCUCUCCAACUGCUGUUUUCUCCUGCUUAUAACAACUUGUAGAAAAAAAAGAGCCGUACAUAUUUGCUUUAUGUAAGUGUACCUUUCGACUAAUUUUAAAAGUGCUUGUUGUCCCUUUCUCAUGUGCAUCUCUGUUCGGUGGCUUCGUGGCUGUCCUCAUGUAAUAUUUCAGUUCAGGGUGAGCGCCGUAAAAACUGGUCGUGUUGACGGUGGGCGGUGGGUGCGGGGCGGGGCGGGGUUGGGCGGGGCGGGAGGGCUGUUCAAUUCACCUGGUAAUAUCCCUGUUUCACUCCCCCACUGCCUGCCAUUUGUCAUUCGGCACCCCAGAACAAGAGACGAUACCAUCUUUUCCUCUUUGUCUCUCUCGCUUUCUAAUUCUCAUAAAACUGAACCCGACUAACCUAGGUAAACUGUUUGGGAGUCAGUGUUACUGUCCCUGCUUACCGGAUAUAUUACUGAGCCAAGUCUGACCCCCUCUGCCUCUUUCCUGAAAGGUGGAGCACAGCAUUCACGAUACAACCUGUUUUUCACUUAAUUUCUGAUUUGUUUUGCAUGCUUUUAGAGGAGACAUAGUAGAGAGAAGGCAUCAUCAAUAACUCCUCCUCGCCUACGUUAGCUUUCCAUACCUUCCCCUUGUCCCCUUAUCUAUCUCUCGGAGUUCUUUGAAACCAUACCCAAAGCUUUAUAUCAUAGAUAUACCGUUCCUCAUGUUUGUUACAUGAAUCUGUCAAAAGUAUAUUUUUAAUUUAAUAUAAAUAAAGAUUGAUUCAGUAUA